Pseudophryne corroboree (corroboree frog) is the source of this 1536-nucleotide messenger RNA. RefSeq lists its product as uncharacterized. Lineage: Eukaryota; Metazoa; Chordata; Amphibia; Anura; Myobatrachidae. Bases 523 to 1476 code for a protein of 317 amino acids. The record is from RefSeq and is a predicted model, not a curated record. The transcript is spliced from 4 exons.
GACAGGACUGGGGAGGUGAGGGGAUUUGUGGGUGUCUCAGUGACGUCAUUUAUAUCUAUAGUAAUAAUACAGGGACAUGACUGGGGAAGUGAGGGGACCUGGUAGUGUCACAGUGACAUCACUUAUAUCUAUAAUAAUAAUUCAGGGACAUAACUGGGGAGGUGAGGGGAUCUAGGAGCAUCACUGUGACAUCACUUAUCUCUAUAGUAAUAAUACAGGGACAUGAUUGGGGAGGUGAGGGGAUCUGGGAGUAUUUACAGUGAUAUUGAUGUCCCCAUUUAGCAGGAUUACACCAUAGUGAAGAAGACAUCUGGUGAGCAUGAGACCCCCAGCAGCCAUCCUCGUGUUGCAGGUGGACUAAGCAGGACCUAGAGUCCCAUCACAGUGCCUCCACCUCACUCACUGAUACAUAAGAGACACAAUGACCAGAAGAUCCUGGAACUCACCAACAAAAUUUUUCAGCUGCUGACUGGAGAGGAGGGGGAGUAUAUAGAGGAACACAGGGGUCUGUACAAGGACGUGAUGAUGGAGAAUCACCGGCCCCUCACAUCACUGGGAAAGAGGAGACUGUCAUGUAUUGUACAGGGGAGAGCAGAUGGGUCCAGUAACAGAGAUACCCCAGAGAGAUGUUCCCGUCCUCUGUAUUCCCAGGACUGUACAGAGGAGAAUCACAGGAUCCCACAGGAGGAUCAGGUAGAACGUCUGUCUGAUUUUAAAACAGAAUAUAUAGAGGGAGAAGAAGAGACGUAUGUGACUGAUAUAAGGGCAGAAGAUAUAGAGGGAGAAGAAAAGACAUAUGUGACUGAUAUGAAGGCAGAAGAUAUAGAGGGAGAAGAAAAGACGUAUGUGACUGAUAUAAGGGCAGAAGAUACAGAGGGAGAAGAAGUGACGUAUGUGACUGAUAUAAAGAUAGAAGGAGAAGAAGAGACGUAUGUGACUAAUAUAAAUGCAGAAGAUAUAGAGGGAGAAGAAGAGACGUAUGUGACUGAUAUAAAGGCAGAAGAUAUAGAGGGAGAAGAAGAGACGUAUGUGACUGAUAUAAAGGCAGAAGAUAUAGAGGGAGAAGAAGAGACGUAUGUGACUGACAUAAAGGCAGAAGAUAUAGAGGGAGAAGAAGAUAUGUAUGUGGCUGAUAUAAAGGCAGAAGAUAUAGAGGGAGAAGAAGAGACGUAUGUGACUGAUAUAAAGGCAGAAGAUAUAGAGGGAGAAGAAGAGACGUAUGUGGCUGAUAUAAAGGCAGAAGAUAUAUUGGGAGAAGAAGAGACGUAUGUGACUAAUAUAAAAGCAAAAGAUACAGAGAGAGAAGAAGAGACAUAUGUGACUGAUAUAAAGGCAGAAGAUACAGAGGCAGAAGAAGAGACGUAUGUGAUUGAAAUGAAGGCAGAAGAUAUAGAGGGAGAAGAAGAGAUGUAUGUGAGGGGUGAUCAGCAGUGUAAGGAGGAGGAGAUCCCUACAGAUAUCAGCACAUGUGAGUAAUAAACACUUAUUAUAGAAAAAAGUCACAUAUUCUCCUUUCUCAGUCACUACAGCAAUCUC